Pieris macdunnoughi is the source of this 897-nucleotide messenger RNA. The record is from the annotation of a GenBank genome assembly. NCBI's taxonomy places the organism in Eukaryota, Metazoa, Arthropoda, Insecta, Lepidoptera, Pieridae.
AUGAAUUUGACAAAAUGGAUACCGAUUGUUCGGUAUCAUCUCAAACAGGUACUGUGUAAUGUGUUUGAAAGGGUUGUGCUUCCUACUUAUGGCAUUCGAUAUGUCCAAUUCCUGCUACUAUACACUAUAUCAAUAAAUCAGCAGUGUGCUGAUAGGAUAUUUAAUAACUUGUGGACAAUAACAGCUGGUCUCCACGGAUUAGGGCCUGGUGCCUUAACCACACGUAAGACUGCUGCCAGUCACUUAGCAGGUCUUCUUGCAAGAUGUGUGAGAGUUCCUAAUAGUAGACUAAUAGACUAUUUAAAGACUAUGGCAGAUUGGUGUCACGGGUACAUAACAGCAACGCAAGAGACCUCCGCUCACGACAACACUAAAGUACACGGUGCCUUCCAUGCAGUCUGUCACGCGAUAUUUUAUCUUGUUGCCUUCAAGAACCAUCAUCUAUUUAUGAGUAAAGAAUGUUUAAAUUUCGUCGAGUCCCUGAACCUUCCCCGUCUAGUAACCUGUCCUUUAAACCCUUUGCGGACAUGUCCUCCACAAGUGACCCAGGCCUUCGCAUCAGUCACCAGAUCUCACCAGGUGGUCUACUGCCAGUCUAUCAUUGAGAAAAAUCUUCGGUUCUCCUUACAUAAUGCUGUGCAAUAUGAUGAGUGGUUCCCGUAUGAUCCAUACACUUUACCAAUAUCAGGUAAAAAAAUAUGGCCGCUAUGCGUGGAGUAUAAGGACUGGUUGACAAAAGGUGACGACGAAACCCAGUUCAAGAGUUUAAAACGCAAAUUUGACGGUGAAGACGACGAUUUCCUACAAAUAACUCCCAGCCCCCGACAAAGACUGCCUAGCUCCUUAUCUAAUUGUAUAUCACCAGGGUUCAAAAGCAGUGACACUAGUAUGAUGUAA